AUGCAUCGGUCGAAUGUGAAUCGUCGCAUGUCCAAUACUCUUCUAGUCAUCGAAUAUCCUUGGGCAAAGACUAAAGAAGAUGUGGCCGCGUUCUAUACUGUAGAUGAGGCAAAAGGUCUCUCCGACGAACGUGUCAAACGCGAUCUAGAACGAUACGGACCAAAUGAAUUACCAGCGGAAGAGGGAAAACCACUAUGGAAACUUAUCUUAGAACAAUUCGACGAUCUUCUAGUCAAAAUUUUACUUGCCGCUGCUUGCAUUUCAUUUGUACUAGCCUUAUUCGAAGAACACAAAGAAGAAGAGAGUAUGAUGGCUGCCUUUGUCGAACCGUUAGUCAUUCUUCUUAUUCUUAUUGCCAAUGCAGCUGUUGGUGUCUGGCAAGAACGAAACGCUGAGAGUGCCAUCGAAGCGUUGAAAGAGUACGAACCAGAAAUAGCAAAAGUUGUUCGACAGAAUCGACCUGGUCAAAUCCAACGGAUCAAAGCAAGAGAACUUGUACCUGGUGACAUCGUUGAAGUUGCUGUUGGAGACAAAGAACGAAACGCUGAGAGUGCCAUCGAAGCGUUGAAAGAGUACGAACCAGAAAUAGCAAAAGUUGUUCGACAGAAUCGACCUGGUCAAAUCCAACGGAUCAAAGCAAGAGAACUUGUACCUGGUGACAUCGUUGAAGUUGCUGUUGGAGACAAAGUACCAGCAGAUAUUCGAAUCACUACAAUCUAUUCGACAACACUUCGUAUUGAUCAAUCGUUGCUGACUGGUGAAAGUGUGUCGGUUAUCAAACAUACUGAUCCAAUCCCAGAUCCUCGAGCUGUGAAUCAAGACAAGAAGAACAUCCUAUUCUCAGGUACAAAUAUUGCAGCAGGACGAUGUCGUGGUGUUGUAAUUGGCACUGGUUUGAACACGGAAAUUGGUAAAAUUCGAUCGGAAAUGGCCGAUGCUGAAGAAGAGAAAACACCAUUACAACAGAAACUUGAUGAAUUUGGUGAACAAUUAUCAAAAGUUAUCACAAUCAUUUGUGUGGCCGUAUGGGCUAUUAAUAUUGGCCAUUUCAAUGAUCCCGUUCAUGGUGGCUCAUGGCUUCGCGGUGCUAUCUAUUAUUUCAAAAUUGCUGUUGCUCUCGCUGUCGCUGCCAUUCCUGAAGGUCUACCUGCUGUCAUCACAACCUGUCUCGCACUCGGAACAAGAAGAAUGGCAAAGAAGAAUGCCAUCGUUCGUUCACUACCAUCUGUCGAAACACUCGGUUGUACAUCCGUCAUUUGUUCUGACAAAACAGGCACAUUGACAACCAACCAAAUGUCUGUUUGUCGAAUGUUCACCUUCAGCAAGGCUGACGCAAACGACUUUCAGAUUGAUCAGUUUGAAAUCACCGGCUCAACCUACGAGCCAAAGGGUGAUAUCUUGCUCGAUGGAGAAAAGAUCAAUUGUGCUGACCGAAGUGGACUAGUGGAACUUGCCGAGUGUGCAGCACUAUGCAACGACUCUUCACUUGAUUACAACGAAACGAAGAAAGCAUUCGAGAAAGUUGGUGAAGCAACAGAAACAGCAUUGAUAGUUCUUGUGGAAAAGAUGAAUGUGUUCAAUACUGACAAGUCCAAACUCACACCACAUGAACUAGCAAUGGCAUCGAACACGAUCAUUCGCCAGAAGUAUCGGAAAGAGUUCACUCUCGAGUUUUCUCGUGAUCGUAAGUCGAUGUCAGUAUUUGUGACAAAUGCGACGAAAGGUGGUGAUAGCGGAGCAACAGGAUCAUCGGGAAAAAUGUUUGUGAAAGGUGCACCUGAGUCAGUGAUCGAUCGAUGUACCCAUAUUCGAUGUGGAACACAAAAGGUGCCCAUGACUCCACGGCUCAAACAAGAAGCCAUGAAACUAGUUCAUCAGUAUGGAACAGGUGGCGAUACUCUUCGAUGCUUGGCACUUGGUACAAUUGAUGAACCAAUGCGAAAANGAACAAUUCUUCUUACUCUUCAAUGGUUUGCGGUGCUGAAAAUCUCUUUUCCUGUCAUCUUACUUGAUGAAACAUUGAAAUUCGUCGCUCGACGAUAUGUCGAUAAAACUGAAGAAGGUAGCGCACUGCAUGGCGUCUCAUAUUUGUUUGUGUUAUGGAGUGUUUACAUUGCUAUCAUCAUGUAUUCACCCAUCUUCCACACAUGGGAAGGUUUCACGCAUCAUCCUGUUGGCAAUAUGACAACAUAUACAUCUACUCAGCAUCGAAAUCUCGACUUGUGA
Messenger RNA from Adineta ricciae, 2226 nucleotides. The record is from the annotation of a GenBank genome assembly. NCBI's taxonomy places the organism in Eukaryota, Metazoa, Rotifera, Eurotatoria, Adinetida, Adinetidae.